AUGCGCUCCAACCACUCCUCCCACCCCCCCCCGCAAUCUGCUCAGCACGCAUGCGCCCCGAGACUUGCCCCUCCCCGCGCUCCGCGGCCCGCCGCGCACGCGCAGAGGCACCGCCGCGUUUUAUUGGCCAGCAGGUCGCCGCACGCUCACGAGCGGCUCCCCCUCCGUGCCGAACGGCGGCAGCGGCGCAGGCGCUCUCCGAGCUCCCGGGCCCGGCUCCAGGGGAGCAGGCGCACUUGCCCCCUCCCGGCGGCUGGGCCGGUUGCCGGGCAUGCGCAGUGCGCACCCUUUCGGGAACGUUCUGUGUCGUCUGUCUCGCACCAACCUUCCUCCGCAGGGGAAAUCCUGUCAGGCUGCCCGGAGCUUCUUCACGUUGAGACGCGAGCCCUAGCCGUGGGAGCGCAAGGGCACAACAGACUGCUCCGAGCCGCGGGAGAGGGACGGAAGGGUCUGCCAGGAGGAGCUCCAUCCCCGCAGUGCAGCACUGCUGCUAGAGUUAGAGAAACCUGCUGCCUCUCCUCUCCGUUUCUUUUGGUCUCCUGGAGAGGAGAGUGCCCACUUUCACCGCUGCCUCCUGCUCUGCCUGCUCCUGCUUUCAGCAUGGUAAAGAAGAAUACUAUCCCCGAUGGAUGGCGAAGCUUGACACCAGUUGGACAGCCUAUACCAGGAACUAGAUUUAUUGCAUUCAAAGUACCUUUAAAAGGGGCAAUUAACCAGAGGCUUACUCCAACUCAGAAAUUCACACCAAAAGACCUGAUUGCUGCAAUGAAAGCCCUAAAUGUGGAGCUUGGAUUAGUUAUUGAUUUAACAUACACCACACGAUACUAUGAAGUUAAGGAUUUACCUAAAAGUGUGCAGUAUAAGAAACUUUAUACUGUUGGACUUGAAGUCCCUGAUAAUGCUACUAUCCUACAGUUCAAAAAAUGGGUCAGAAAAUUCCUAUGGGAAAAUGCAGGAAAUGAGAAACUCAUUGGCGUUCACUGUACUAAUGGAAUUAAUAGAACUGGCUACCUUAUAUGUAGGUAUCUUAUUGAUGUUGAAGGCUGGGAUCCAGAGGCAGCAAUCCAAGCUUUUGGUGAUGCUAGAGGUCAUCGCAUGGAUGGUCUUGUGUAUCUCACAGAUCUCAGAACACAACCAAUGAGAAGUAACCUUGGAAUGGAUGUGUGGGAUUCAGAAGAAGAAAUUAUUCCCCCACCACAUGCAAUGGAAGGACCUGUAGAACGGUUCCCAAAUGAAGACUUUCAAGGGCCUGGGAAAAGAUUAAGAAUUUAUGAUGGCCACUCACAGAGUGAUUUGCAAGGACAAAUACAGUUGAGAGAUUUUGAUUUCAUUAAUAAAGGACCUGGACAAAGACGAAGACCAUUUCAUGACCACCAGUCUCAGGAUGAUUUACGAGCACCAAUGCAGAUGAGAAAUUGGGACUACAAUAGGGGACCGGGACAGAGGCGAAGACCCUUUCCUGAUCACCAGUUUUAUGAUGAUUACCAAGAAGACAUGCAGCUGAAGGACCUAGAUUUCAGUAACAAGGGACCUGGACAACGAUUGAGACCUUUUCAUGGGCAUCAGUUUCAUGAUGAUUUACAGGCAGAGAGACAGUCAAGGGACUUUGAAUUUAAUAGGGGCCGGGGACAAAGGCAGAGAUCUUUUCCUGACCAUCCAUCUCACAGUGAUUUGCAGGAAGAUGUGCAAUCAAAGGAUUUUGAUUUUGUUAGCAGGGGCCGUGGCCAAAGGCGAAGACCCUUCCAUGACCACCAGUCUCAUGAUGGAUUUCAGAACCAGAUGCAGUUAAAAGAGUUAGAUUUUGUCAACAAAGGUCCUGGCCAACGACUGAGGCCCUUCCAUGACUAUCAGUCACAUGAUGACUUACAGCCACAGAUGCAGUUGGGCGAUUUUGAAUUUGUUAACAGGGGCUGUGGGCAGAGGUUGAGACCUUUCCAUGAUCACCAGCCUCGCAAUGACUUACAAACAGAGAUGCAACUAAAGGAUUAUGAUGAUAAAGGUCCUGGACCAAGACGCAGACCUUUUCAUGACCAACAGUCUUAUGAUGACUUACAGGAACAGACUCAGUUAAAAGAUUUCGAUUAUGCUAAUAAAGGGCAUGGACAAAGGCUGAGAUCUUUUCAAAAUCAUCCAGCUCAUGAUGACUUGCCACAUGAAUGGUGUUCAGACAGAAGUCAAUCUUUUUCAUCCCAUGAAAAUGUACCAGAAUCUCAUUUCUCCUCCUCUCCUUCACUUCACAGAGAUUAUGCGUCUGAUAAUGAUGACUUUAACAGAAGUUACAGUAAUCGACCAAGUUGUCCUGAAGACAAUAGGAGAAUGCAUCCUUCAGAUGAAUUUAAUAGAGGAAAAAACAGAUUUGCACCAUAUUCUUCACGUACAAUGCAUCCAUCUUCAUCUGUACACCAGGAAGAUAGUUCAAUAGACUAUGAAAGAAAACCUUUUCAAGGUGAAAGUACAAGAGAGAUGGAACAGGGCAAAAGGUUACCAGUUGUAACAGUUGAUUACAAUUAUGGUUUGCCAUUAGAUUAUGGACCUGAAGAGGAAGAGGGGACACAUUAUGAUUUACCUCCAAGAGACCGCUACAACUGGAACUGAAUAAAAAGGACAGUGUUUGCUCAGCUUAGACUUACAUUUACCCAUUUUACUUUGUAUGUGGACCAAUUUUUUUUUUUAAACAAACUAGAAAAGUGCAAAUUUCAAUAGCAGAGAACUUGUCUCUAUUAUAAGAUUAGUUUCUCCUGAUGUUUGGUUCUUAAAUUUAUUAGGAUAUAUUUGUUAAGUGUAGUUGGAGACAAGGUCUCAGUACCAUGGAAUGAAAAUAGUCCUUCCUUUUAGUGAAAUUGGAAACCUAUACCUUAAAGCAAACAACCUUCUGACAGAUAGUAAUUGUGUCUUUUGUUUUAAAUUUCUUUAAAAUGUAUGUAAUUUCAAGAUGCAAAACUCAUAAUAAAAUACUGUACCAUCA
Dromaius novaehollandiae (emu) is the source of this 2965-nucleotide messenger RNA. RefSeq lists its product as uncharacterized. Lineage: Eukaryota; Metazoa; Chordata; Aves; Casuariiformes; Dromaiidae. Gene Ontology annotation, molecular function: polynucleotide 5'-phosphatase activity; protein tyrosine/serine/threonine phosphatase activity. Bases 1 to 2595 code for a protein of 864 amino acids. The record is from RefSeq and is a predicted model, not a curated record. The transcript has 13 exons. Gene Ontology annotation, biological process: dephosphorylation.